GGGUGCCCAGCAUUUAGAGAAUUUUGUUCAUUUAACAUUUUUAGUUGCCAAACACUUUUUAAUCUAGAGUAAUUAAUGCCAGCCAUUCAUUGAACAGAGAAAUUAAAAGCACUCUUGUGAUUUCAUUGAAUCACAGGGCUAAAUCUUUUCCUUGCCCCAUUAACACCAAUCUUAAAGCCAACACUCCUCCUUUACUUUGGCUUAGCAAGAAAGAUCCUGUUCACUCAUGAAGUUGAUUUUUUUAUUCACUUAUAAAUCACAAUUGUCUGGGUUUAUGAAACUAAACAAAUUGUAUUCAUUGUAGAAAUACCUUCUUUGGUUUUUAACUUUAUUUUAUUUGGAAGGAACCUCUUUAUCAUUAUUCUCUGUCCCAUAUAAAAUCAUCAACUACUUUAAACAACGAAGUGUUCUAAGUCUCUUUAAAGGUAACUCCCUACACUUCCCAUGAGGCCCACUCCUGUAUAAAUGUGCAUGGCUGUAGAUCAAAGCUUCUUCAAAUAAACUUGAUUUUUAAAUAAGUAUUUUGCCAGAAUCUCCCAACAGCUUGUUCUUUCUCCCAAAAUAAAAAAAAGUAGAUGUCCAUAAGUUUCAAAAAAAUAUUUCAUAAAUUAAGCCCACUAAGAAUUCUGAUCUGGGUACGAACUUUUGCUGUUCUAUUUCCUUCCUCUGCGAUGUAGUAUUAAAAAAAAAAAAAAAACCUGUUCUGUGAACCAACCAUGGAUUUUCCCGGAGCCAUUCAAUAAAUACAGUAGAUUCGAAAUGUGGCACCACUCAUUCAGCCCUUCAGCCACCCAGACUACAAAGCUUCUUGCCUAUUUCAAAAAGAAAAAGAAAUAAAAGAUUUAAAGUCUCAAGAAGAUUAUGCUUGCACUAUCGGGAUGUAAGUUUAAAACAAAUUGGGCAAGGGAGCCUCUACUUGGCCGAGGAGGACCUGUUCACUCCAUUUCCUCUUUUCUAUCUCUUUCAUCAGGCUGUUCCUGGGCUGCUGCUGCCCUCCUGCUGCUGCUCUUUGGAGCCCACGCUUUCCCUAUCGGAGAUUCCUCCGGAGAAGAGGAAUUUGGCGAGGAUCCCUCCUCCAGAACUCCGGCAGCCGGGCGGGUCCAGCUGAACGCUCGGACAGAGUUGGCUCUUUGGUUACAAGGCACUGCGGCGAGGUGGAAUCAAGAGCUGUGCAAGGAGCAAAAUGCCUGUAAAGGUACAUUGGAAAUCAUGGCACAAAAUAAUCUCAACCUUCCAAAGAUAAUUAAAGAAGAUGGAUGCUACCAGCCUGGAUUCCAAAAGGAAAAUUGUCUAAGAAAACUUUCAGGUGGCCUCUAUGCAUUCAGAACAUUCUUGGAAUAUAUAGAAGAAACUACACAAAGAAGUGUAUCUAUAUCAACAGGUGCUCAGCACCUGGCAGAAACCUUGAAGUUGAUGAUGAACAAUCCUGAGUCUGUGAGCAUACCAUCUCCUGACACUCAGAAAACUCUUGCUGCACAGUUAAGAGAACAGAGAGCUUGGAAUAUGAUAGUGAUCAAGCACUUUAUUCUUCAAGAUUUUACUUUAUUUAUGGAGACCACGUCAAGAGUUAUUCGCCUUCUAUAACAAGUUAACUGUAAUGCCUGAAUGCUUUAAAUCAGGCAUAUCAAAUAUUCACAUCUGAAACAGAUGUCAUGGUUGUUCUCCUGCGAGAAUUUAUUUUUUAGAUAUAUACUUAUUUAUGACAUUGAUAUAACUUAUUUAUGGUAUUUAAUAUAUUUAUUACAUAUUUUAAUAAUUUUACUUCAAAACUUAAUUUAAUUUUAAUAAAUAAUGUAUAAUUAUAUUUUUAUAAAACAAUUUAAUAUAUUAAAAUAUUUUUAAAAGAAAAAAAUCCUGCGAGUUUAUAAUGGAAGCAAAUGUCGUCUCCACACACUGCAACUGUAUUGCAGACCUAUGCCAUUUCUACCUUGAAAUUAUUCUAAAUAUUUAUUCAACAUUGUCAUUCCAAAAGUAACAUUCAAAGGGAAACUUUGUAGUCACCAACAAUCUAAGAUAAAUCAUUUUUUGCCUUAUCUGUUUUCAUUCAAUUAUCCUGGAACUAUUUAAAUAAUUAUUUCAUAGAAUGAGAGUUGUACUCAAUUCAAGAUUGCAAACUACAUCCCAGGCAAAUGGCUAUGUAGACUUUGCUUGAUAGCAAUAAAUUAUCUAUCUUGAUAAUUAUUUCCACUUUAAAACUUUACUUUUUUGUCUUAUAACAUUCUAUAAGAAUCUACCUUCCUACAAUUUAAAUCCAUUAUCCCACAUACCGUAUUUUAGAAGAAUGGAAAAAGCUAGUCCUGAUCUUUUUCUAUGUGACAUCCUUUCAAAUAUUUAAAGACUACUAUUAUAUCCCAUCAUCCUACCAUCUUUUCUCAAGAUUAAAUAUAUCUAGAUCCUUCAAUCUUUUUUCUAAUCCCCUACUCGUUUUCAUUAGCACAGAACAUGUUCCAGGACUGAAUCUACUCUACAGGAUGUAGAGUUCAAUACCUGAUAUAAUAUACUAUUCUGUCCAAUACAAAAUAAAGUGGAAUAAUUACUUUUUGCAACCAGCAAUUAUAUUUCUAUUGAUGCAGCAUAAAAUUACUCUUUCUUGCAGCCACAUUAUGCUUCUGGCUCAUACAGGUUUACAACCAACUACUAUCCACUUAUCUGGCUUAAGUUUUGUUAUUUAUAGCCUAUUUCUACAAGCUCUUCACAUUCACUACAAUUUUUUCUAUUCCUUGGAUAAUAGCUAAUUCUAUCCAAUUUUAUAUAAUUUGUAAGUAAUAGUUUCUGGCUGAAAGUCCUUCAGGCCUUUUGUCUGCUAUCAACUCCGGUGUUGCCGCAGCCUCACUAGGCACUAAAUGUAGAGAUCAAUGUGCCAAAUGUAAUCUGCUACAGAUGUGCCAUUAUUUUUAAUUUAUCAGGAUGGGCCUCUGUCCAUUAAGUUAUUCAGGCCUGGCCUGCACUAAUGCUAGGCAGGUGAAAAGACCAGAAAAAAAUAGCUUUUCUUGUAAUUUAAUUAUUUAGAUUUAUUCCACAUCUUCCAAUAUUCCAGAAAAUCAAAAAUUUCACUUGACCUUUUGGAUAGUUAAUAAUUUUGCCAAGGAUUCUGUUAGGAUUCUUGAAUGAGUUCAAUGGACUUGUUAACAUUACUGAAAUCAAUUAUAAAGCAGCGCUUCCCAAUUUUUUCCCUUUAUUACCCAGAAAUGCUUAUCAGAAAGUUCUUUUUGCUCAAUAUAGAUAAAAUACUUUAAGUCAAUUUAAAUGUCCUUUUGUGAUUGGAUAAUCAGUUUGUGUAUCAUUAUCCAAAGAAAAAACACCUUUAUCCAAUUUUGGGUAGCACAGGUAUAAAGAAUAUUAUAUUGCAUUAUUUUCCCUCAUUAAAAAUAAGAUUUGCUGAACUAAUGGUGAAAAAAAUGAACACUUCAGAUUCUAAUUAUUAUAAAGGCAAGACUCAAUCAAAUCCAAAGUGACUGUGAUAGUUGACUAAAUAAAUAAACUCAUCCACCUUGAAGCAUAAAUAAAAGACAUGCUAAUAUUCUGGAAAAAACACUAGUUUGCCUCAAUAUCAUUUUUAAAAUCUAAAUAUUUAUUCCAAUAGAAAUAACAAAUACAUUACACUGACAAAAAUGUCAUUUACAUGUUAUCAGAUAAACAGCUGGCCAGUAGUAUUGCAUAACUGUCCUUCUAGUCUUCGGAAUGUAUUCAUCUUCAAAGGCAUACUCUCAAAAUACAUUGGUUAAUUCCUUCAACCCCAAAGUAGACU
Messenger RNA from Crotalus tigris (Tiger rattlesnake), 3748 nucleotides. RefSeq names its product interleukin 6 (gene IL6). Gene Ontology annotation, biological process: immune response; T-helper 17 cell lineage commitment; positive regulation of cell population proliferation. NCBI's taxonomy places the organism in Eukaryota, Metazoa, Chordata, Lepidosauria, Squamata, Viperidae. Bases 862 to 1584 code for a protein of 240 amino acids. Gene Ontology annotation, cellular component: extracellular region. The record is from RefSeq and is a predicted model, not a curated record. The transcript is spliced from 4 exons. Gene Ontology annotation, molecular function: interleukin-6 receptor binding; growth factor activity; cytokine activity.